UGCCCACGGCUGCCCUGUACGCCAAAUGCGUGGGACGGCUGGAGUUGCUCAGGCGGAGCCCCCGUUUCGUCUUUGGUCCGAAACCCUCUCCGCCGCCGCCCCAAAUCCCACCGCACGAACUCCAGCAAUGGCAGCACCCCAGAUGGCAGGAACGAAGACGGUGUCGAGGUCCGUCCUGGACACGGCCCGGGCCACGCACGCGUUCGAGAUAAUCGGGUACAGCCACCACAGGGGCCUCGGCAAUGGAAAAUCCGUCCGCUCCGCCGCCUUCGCUGCCGGCGGCUACCAUUGGUGCAUCCGCUACUACCCCGACGGAGACAACACCGAGGAUAGCAACGACCACGUCUCGGCUUUCCUCGUGUUCUUGUCCAAGGACGCCAAGGUGAGGGCAGGCUUCGAUUUGAGGCUGAUCAACCCGGUCACCACCGAUUUCAUCUACCGCGUCCAGCCAUUGGUGUUCGAUGAUGCAAACCGGACCUGGGGCCAUCGGAGGUUCAUGAAAAGGAGCGAUCUUGAAGCAUCGCCGUACUUGAGGGACGACCGCCUUCUGAUCGAGUGUGAUGUCGUUGUUCUCAAUGAACCACGGAUUGAACUGACCUUGUUGGACUUUGAGGUCCAGGUGCCACCCUCCGAUCUGUCAGAUGAUCUUGGAAAAUUGUUAGAGGCGAAGGAGGAAGCAGAUGUAAUAUUCAAGGUUAAAAAGGACGUUUUUCCUGCUCACAAGAUUGUGCUCGCGAUGCGGUCACCGGUGUUCAAGGCAGAGCUUUAUGGACCGAUGAGGGGCAACAAGACCAGACGGAAGUACAUAACUGUCGAAGAUAUGCAGCCUGCUGUUUUCAAGGCCUUGCUUCACUUUAUCUAUACUGAUUCCUUGCCCUCCAUGGAUGAGAUCAUUGGCAAUGAUAAGAAAGAACUUAUUAAGCAUUUGCUUGUGGCUGCAGACAGAUAUGCCAUGGAUAGGCUGAGGCUAAUUUGCGAAGGCAUUCUUUGCAAGAGUCUUGAUGUUGAUACUGUGGCGGCCACAUUAGGUCUGGCUGACCAACAUAAUUGCAGCAAGCUCAAAGGUGCUUGCGUUGAAUUUAUCCUCUCGUCGAACAGAAUGGAUGUCGUGGUGGAAAGCCAAGGGGUAUACAAGGGAAGAAGAAUUCAGGGAUCAAGUUGAAACUUACAGUACAAGUAAGGAUAUUGAUUGAAGAAAAUCUGCCAUGCAACUCUGCUCAUCUUCACUUCAUGCUGGUAACUGAUUAUGCUCGCGAUUUUAU
Molecule: messenger RNA, 1262 nt
Organism: Brachypodium distachyon (stiff brome)
Lineage: Eukaryota; Viridiplantae; Streptophyta; Magnoliopsida; Poales; Poaceae
Product: BTB/POZ and MATH domain-containing protein 2
Exons: 2
Coding region: 26-1162 (378 amino acids)
Biological process (GO): protein ubiquitination
Molecular function (GO): protein binding
Source: RefSeq, a predicted model, not a curated record